CAUCUCAGCAUCAUCAUCCCAAUGACUGUGAAGGAAGCUCUGUAGCAAAAUCAUCAGUUUUAAUAUUUUACAUUUUAGUGAGAAAGCCGGACUUAUUGAUUCGGAAUUUUUAACUCGACUAAAAUGAUCAGAUGGGGAACAAGAUUAACAGUUGCGACCUUCUGACGUCAUUCGCUUUACUAGCUGUCAAAAUCUGCACGACAAUUAUCAAGAAAUAUUUGUUGUUGACUUUGUACUUUGAUCAAGUUGAUGUGAGAUUGAUCUUCUGAACGUAACGUUAGUCACAGUGAAAUCGUACGAUAAUUACUGAGAUAACGAAAAGUAGUGAGUUUUACGUAUGAGUUAUAUUUAACAUUGAGUUUUUGGUUAGUUAGUUUUCAGUUACGUGUCAGUUAGUCUUAGUGUAACAUCAAAUACUCGUACUCAUAACGACGUACGGCGUAUGAUAAUACUAAUAAAAACCAGUGGCAGUGGAAACCUGUAUACAAGGUAACACAUUUAGAACUUAGAAAUGGCUAGUUUUGGAAAACGAAAGCGAACACAUGAAAAUAAAGCUAACGAUGACUUACAGUCAAGCUUACCAACUGACUCUUUAAAUCAUUAUCUUGCCUCUAGUUCUUUAGAGAGAUGUUGUCGACCAGCACCUUUCAGCGAUGAUCCUGAAGCAGAGCGAGAGAGAGAAAGCUGUGACUAUUCUGUUCGAAUCACCAUGGAAAUGGCUAAAAGUGGUGAUGCACCAAGGAAGAUUAGAGUGUAUGCUGAUGGAAUCUACGAUCUCUUUCACCAGGGCCAUGCACGGCAGCUAAUGCAGGCCAAAAGUGCUUUCCCAAAUAUUUACCUCAUUGUAGGAGUAAACAGUGAUGCAAUGACUCAUGCAAAUAAAGGAAAAACUGUAAUGACGGACUAUGAGAGAUAUGAAGCAGUCGCUCACUGUCGUUAUGUUGAUGAAGUGGUCAGGGACUGUCCAUGGGUUAUAGAUAAUGACUUUUUAGAGAAACAUAAGAUUGAUUUUGUAGCCCAUGAUGACCUGCCUUACACAUUAGGAGGGCAUGAUGAUGUUUAUAAAGAUAUAAAAGCCAAGGGAAUGUUCCUGGUUACUCAGCGAACAGAGGGUGUUUCCACAUCUGAUCUGGUUUCCAGGAUUGUGCGAGACUAUGACUUGUAUGUCAGAAGAAAUCUUGCCCGAGGCUAUUCUGCUAAGGAAAUGAACAUAUCUUUUUUAAAUGUAGGAAAAAAAUUUUUGUUACAAAACAAGAUGGAUGCUUUACGUGACAAAGGCAAGAUGCUGGUAGAAAACAUUGAAGGAAAAAGGCAUGGAUUAAUUCAGAAGUGGGAAGAAAAGUCCCGUGAUUUUAUCUCAUCUUUUCUUGACCUUUUUGGUAGCGAUGGAACACUGAAUAACUUGUGGCGAGAGAGUAGUGGCAGACUUCGUAGAGCACUCAGUCCACCAGCAAGUCCUCGAGACCAUUCGACUUCACCAUCACCUUCACCACCACCCAGCAAAAUGUUUAGGUAUGAGGAUGAUGAUGAUGAUGAUGAUGAUUGGUCAGAGAGAAAUAGUGAGAGGUUUAUGUACAUGGAUGAAGUGGCAGAACCAACAGAAUAAUAUCUUGAUUUAACUGUCCAUUUUAGUAAACACCACUUGUUUCAUAUUGUUAGUGUAGUAUUUUUUAAAAAUUGAGGUUACCCCACAUAUAACUUUGAUUCCUUUCAAUGAAUACUUUGACAUAAAUAUGGCUUUCAUUUGCCAUGUUUGAUAAUUAGAUUUUUUUGACAAGACAUAGGAUUCAAGAAACAUGCUUGCUUUUUAAACAUAACACUAAAAUUAUUUUGAUGCUAAAAAUUAAAAAAAAAUAGUUUAGUCAUGACAUUAAAGUUGUAUAAGUGGUGUCAAAUUUAAAACAUGGUUUAAUCCUGAUCCCAGGGUUAGAGAGAGUAUGAUAAAAAAAAAACUUAUUUUAUAGCACUAAUAAUUGACAUGGGUUUUUUUCAAACUGAGAUUAUCUAAUCCAAAGUGUACAAAUAUACCAUUUAUAUGACAGGAUUGUCUUUAACCAGAAGUAUUUGUUGUCUUUGUUAGAAUUCUCACUUUAAAGAAUGGAAUUGUUGUGUCAGGCAUGUUUUGUAUAUUUUUGAAGAGUUAUUAAUGGUGUUGCAUUUCUGAGGUUAUCUGAUUAUAUGUGGAAUGUUAUCAGUUCCUUACAGAGGUGUGUUUUUUUUUUUUUGCACUGGUCCAGCCAAAAAAAUUAUAAGAGAGUAAAUUGUUAGUAAAAUGUCAUGAAAGAUAUUGAUGGAAAGGACAUUUAGUGCAGGAUAUAUUUAUCCAGUAUGGUAACAAUUGAAGAAAGAAUCUGUAUUUUAACCCAAAUUUAUGUUUUCUUACAUAAAAAUGUAUUUUUAUCAUUUGAGAUUAGAUUACUGUAAAGAAAUGUUGUUGUUCCUGGAGAGGUUCCUAGUUAGUUGAAUUUAGAACCAUUAUUUUAUAAUUUCAUUUGUAUAUUUUAAAAAGAUUAUUUGAAUAUAUCAGUUUUAAGAAAGUUUUCUUAUUAAAGUGUGUGUAUAAAUAGGAAUUAUUAUUUGUAUACUAUACAGGGUGUCUGAAAAGUCUGGAACCAUAGGCACUUUAAAGAAUUUUACAGAAUGUGUUCCACAUGCUAUCCUUGUAAUUCAAAACAAGUUUGGAGAUGGUAUUUCCAUUCUCUUUUAACACUGUGAAGUAUAUUUGUGUCAUUGUCAAUGGUCCACACUGCCAGUCUCCUUAAAUAUAGCUAGCCAUUUCCCAACAGCAUUCUCAAUGAUGUUUUUCUCUCUCUGGUUGGCAUGCAUUAAAUUCAGCAGCAACCUUAUGCUGGGACCAACUGUCUUUGCUACACAGCAGGAUUAACUUGACUUUCUGAUGUCUUGACAGUGCCAUAAUCAGUCACAUACCUGAAAGUAAGAAAAGCUGCAAAUCACCUGUGGUUCCAGACUAUUCAGACACCCUCUAGAAAUAAAUAGAUGCUUGCUUUACAUAUUCCAGUGAAAUUUCACCAUAACUUUUUAUAUAAGCCAAAUACUACACACAGGUUGUGAAACAUUAGUGUUAACUGUUAUUUUUAUUGUGGUAUAGAAUGUUUGAGAUGCAUGAAAUACAUGAAAAAAGGAACUGAAGUUGUAGAAAAGUACCAGCAAAACAAUUAUGAAAUUAUGAUAUGAGAGAUUACCCAAUUUUUCAUGAGUAAUGCUUUUACAAAUGGCUUUUAGCCUACAAAAUUUCUGAGGAUAGUGGUAGAAACUAGCUUUAAAAUAAACCAAAUAAAGCAUAAGACUUGACUAUCAGUUUUAAGAAAAAAAUAUUAAAUUGUGUAGUUAUAUUGACCCUCCACAUAUCAAAUUGAAUUCUGAAAAGGUGGAAACUAAUGAGAAAGAAUACCUAAUGGGGAUCUUGGAAGUAGAGAAAGUGAAAGCUUAUCACUGAUUUGUACUCAGGCAUAUGGACAUAUUUUCGGAUUUAAGAACUAUUAAUAUGUAUUUAUAUAGAUAACACUUUGCUUGGCAUCUAUAUUCAUAACUGUAAUCCAAUUAAAAACAUACAUUUGAAUAAGUUAAUUUAUUGAACCACAAUGAAAUAAUAAUAUAAUUAUUUAUUGUUUUUUUCAUAGUGCACAGAAUAAUUUUGAUAUAUUACUAUGUUCCUCGGCAUUCUGACCUAUAGGAUAAUUUUUGUGAUAUGUUUCACGGGCUAGUGUAAUGUAUUGACAGAUGUACACCUCAAAUAUAAGACAUCUAUACUUGUGUAUCAUUGGAGGAUUUUAAUUUUCAUAUUAAUUUUUAGUACAGUAACUACUACUGUUGAUUACAGUGUUUAAUAAAAUUUAUAUGAAAUCUUGUGUAAAGCACUGAAACAGAAGUAUUUAAAGUUAGAUUAAUAAAACUUUUUUGUGUGUCCUAGUUCUGUCAAUAAGGAAACUGACAUUUAUGUAUGACAUCAGAGAUUUUAAAGAUAAAUUAUUAAACAAUAAAACUGAAUUUGAUAAAUAA
Molecule: messenger RNA, 4020 nt
Organism: Limulus polyphemus (Atlantic horseshoe crab)
Lineage: Eukaryota; Metazoa; Arthropoda; Merostomata; Xiphosura; Limulidae
Product: choline-phosphate cytidylyltransferase A-like
Exons: 8
Coding region: 512-1606 (364 amino acids)
Biological process (GO): CDP-choline pathway
Molecular function (GO): choline-phosphate cytidylyltransferase activity; phosphatidylcholine binding
Source: RefSeq, a predicted model, not a curated record